Antechinus flavipes (yellow-footed antechinus) is the source of this 936-nucleotide messenger RNA. It is a transcript of the gene TMEM212, whose product is annotated as transmembrane protein 212. The transcript is spliced from 4 exons. The record is from RefSeq and is a predicted model, not a curated record. The coding region runs from base 43 to 606 and encodes 187 amino acids. NCBI's taxonomy places the organism in Eukaryota, Metazoa, Chordata, Mammalia, Dasyuromorphia, Dasyuridae.
UGCUUCAGUGAAACAUUUUUGAGUUCCUAGACCCAAGGGAAAAUGAGGAGCCCAUUUCAGUGUGCCAGCCUGGUCCUUAUCAUGUUUGGAACACUGAGCAUAUUCUCUGGGAUUUUUGCUUUCUUCCCAGUAUUUUCCUACAAGACUUGGUUCACUGGAUGGAGUACCCGGAUCGCUUGUCCCAUCUGGAAUGGAGCUCUGGUAAUUACCGUUGGCAUUCUUGUCCGCUGGGCUCACAAUAAGCAGACACAAAGAUCUUUGUGGGAAGCUAGUUUCACCUUUGCCAUCUUGAGUGUCAUCGGAUGUCCACUUCAAAUGACAAUUGCCAUAAAAUCUGCCCUUUUGGGGCCAUAUUGCUACUACUCAUUCUCAGGAUUUGCUGGAACCAAUUAUCUGGGUUAUGCAGUGACAUUUCCUUUUCCUUAUAUGAGAUACUCAUCAAUAUGUGUGGAUCCAUCCCACUAUGAAGAGUACCACCUGAUUCUACAAACCUUUGACCUAACUUCUGGUUUGGUCAUGCUCUGCACAUCUCUGGCUAUUCUGGUCAAGCUUUCUUCCAGGCUCUUCCAAUUUGAAGACUUAAAUGGUCAAAGGAAUGGAUGGUGAACUGGAGAUAGUGCUCAGUGGAAAUCCCUCUUAUUCCCUGGCAUCUGAAAACAUCUGUGAUUUGUGUGUUUUGAUCCCCAGCUAAUUUUUUUCCAAGCCUGGAAAAACCUUCCUCGGUGGGCUAUGUCAAUGUGAUGUCACAGCUGAAAUUCUUGCAUAAUUUCUUUGCCAGCAGGAAAUUGGAGAUCUGGACUGCCCCAGCCUAAAUGAUUCUCUCUCUCUCUGUGAUGGAAGAUUUUAUUGACCGUGGGGGUCAUCCCUAUGAUCACACCACCAAUACAAGUUCCCUGUGCCCUCUUGCAAUCGAAUUAAAGCAACAUUUUCUCCGUC